AACGAGUUUAUUGAAGCCAUACCAUUGCAUUUAUGAAUUCUCAUGGGAGCCUAUUAUGAUGAAAACAUCAGCCAUCGAAUACGUGAAAGAAAUGUUUUAUUUAUAAGUUUUCUGUAUUGAAAUGUGCAGGCUAUGAGUAGCGUUCAAAACAUCUGGCGGUUCAAAAACAAGCAGAGGAGAGCAAGAUAAAAGUUUAUAAAUAAAGUUUCUCGUUUUUAAUUUAAUUUAUUUCAAGAGACAUUUAAACACGUAUUAUAUUUAGGACGCAAAUAAAUUGACAGAGAAAUGGAUUCGAUGACUCAACGCGAUCGCGAUUUAUUGGAGGAAUCGUUUAGCCUUUACGACACUGUUGGCGAUUCUAAAAUCGACAUAGGAAUUUUGGGUGAAGCACUUCGAGGACUCGGUUUAAACCCUACAGAGGGAGAUGUACAAAAAAUCGUAAAAGAAUUAGAUUCUACUGGUUCACGACGUGUCAGUUUCGAAGAGUUUUUACCAAUGUACCUGUCGUUAUCAGCGAAAGCUAGCGACCGACACAAGAAAAAUGUAACCGAUUUUAUUGAGUGCUUUCGUGUUUUUGACAAGGAACAGAAUGGCACGGUAUCAGCGGGAGAGUUACAACAUGUCAUGACCACUUUAGGCGAGCCGCUUACUCCAGCCCAAGUUGAUUUGCUCACAAGUGGAAUUGAAGAUAAAAAUGGCAUGGUUAACAUUGAAGAAUUUGUUGCCAUCGUGAUGCAGGGUUGAAUCUUCAUCGUGGAUGAUUCGUAAAUAGUGUAGAUAUUGUCAAUUUCGUACGGUUUUAGUUUUUUUUUGUGUGUAUUUUUUAAUUUAUAGCUAGCUACAAUAGCUAUUGUACGUGUUUUAGCUGCAUACGCUGUUCAACUUGUC
Messenger RNA from Hydractinia symbiolongicarpus, 888 nucleotides. RefSeq names its product myosin-2 essential light chain-like. Gene Ontology annotation, cellular component: myosin II complex. The record is from RefSeq and is a predicted model, not a curated record. NCBI's taxonomy places the organism in Eukaryota, Metazoa, Cnidaria, Hydrozoa, Anthoathecata, Hydractiniidae. The transcript has a single exon. Gene Ontology annotation, molecular function: calcium ion binding. Bases 286 to 744 code for a protein of 152 amino acids.